Messenger RNA from Lemur catta (Ring-tailed lemur), 1983 nucleotides. It is a transcript of the gene ZNF501, whose product is annotated as zinc finger protein 501. The transcript has 4 exons. Gene Ontology annotation, molecular function: RNA polymerase II cis-regulatory region sequence-specific DNA binding; DNA-binding transcription activator activity, RNA polymerase II-specific. Gene Ontology annotation, biological process: regulation of transcription by RNA polymerase II. The coding region runs from base 774 to 1583 and encodes 269 amino acids. NCBI's taxonomy places the organism in Eukaryota, Metazoa, Chordata, Mammalia, Primates, Lemuridae. The record is from RefSeq and is a predicted model, not a curated record. Gene Ontology annotation, cellular component: nucleus.
UUUGCACCCAGCGGCCUGGGAGCGACCAGGAGUCUAGGGCGGGGAGACGGAUGGGGUGUCGCUGCUGCGGGGAGCGCCCGGUGAGCGGUUUCUGCUGUGCCCGGCUGCGGCGGGGUCUAAUCCAGCGCCUCCCGGGGACCCGGGGCCGGGCCAGCCGCAGAGCCGCUUCCCUCCCGGGAGCCUUUGCGGCGGAGGCCGGGGUCUGAGGCCAGCUUGCCCGGAAGAGAGGAGGGCGGGGCUGCCCGGGAGCUCAGGGCUGGGAGCUCGAAUCCUGGGACCAGGAUUUCGUUUGUAUGUACUUGGGCGACUCAGCGAACUUCUGAGCGCUUCAGUUUUCUGAUUUCCUGAAUACUUUUUCUUCUCUUUCAGCAACAAAAUAAGUACUCUAUGAAGACACAGACUCAAUAAUUUAACAGCAGUGCCUCAGAUUCUUGCAUUUCCUCAAGAACAGAGUCCCUAGGAGACAAACCAAUAUCGCUUGUGUUCCUAACAGCUUGUCUCUAGAGAGCCUGGUCAUUGGGGGUUUCCUUUUGGAGAAGAUGAAAAUGCAAGCUGCGCAAGGAAAAGGAGUAGAAAUCCUGCAGAAUGAUUGAGAGGAUGGCACAUACACACACAUGUGCAGUCACACACACACACAAACCUUCCCAGGAGAACACUGUUACUUUAAUGAUAAUCAUCUUUGAGAAAAUACCUCAUAAGUAUGAAUUUGAGAAAAGGUUUCAUCUCAACUUGAACCUAUUGGACAGAAGCCACUUCAGUGUGUUACAAGCAGCAUGAGCCAGAUUUCACUCCAAAUGAAACUUCGGAGAGUUUACAUACAGAAGAAACCUUCAAAGUGUAGUGAAUGUGGAAAAUUCUUCACUCAGAGAUCAUCUCUUACCCAGCAUCAGAGGAUUCACAGAGGAGAGAAGCCCUAUGUGUGCAGUGAAUGUGGAAGUUGUUUCCGUAAACAGUCAAAUCUUACUCAACAUCUGAGAAUUCAUACAGGGGAGAAACCUUUUAAAUGUCAUGAAUGUGAGAAAGCCUUUCAAACAAAAGCAGUCCUUGUCCAGCAUCUGAGAAUUCAUACGGGAGAGAAACCCUAUAAAUGCAAUGAAUGUGGAAAAGCCUUUUGUCAGAACCCAUCCCUCAUUAAACACCAGCGAAUUCAUACUGGAGAGAAACCUUAUAAAUGUGCGGAAUGUGGCAAAGCCUUCAGUCAGAGUAUAUGCCUCACUCGUCAUCAGAGAAGUCAUUCUGGAGAUAAACCUUAUAAGUGUAAUGAAUGUGGGAAAGCCUUUAAUCAGAGUGCUUGCCUCAUGCAGCAUCGGAGAAUUCAUUCAGGAGAGAAGCCCUACACAUGUGCGGAAUGUGGUAAAGCCUUCACUCAGAACUCUUGCCGUGUUGAACAUGAAAGAACUCACACUGGAGAGAAAUGUUAUAAGUGUAGUGAGUGUGAAAAAACUUUCCGUAAGCAAGCACACCUUAGUGAGCAUUACAGAAUUCAUACUGGAGAAAAACCUUAUGAAUGUGUUGAAUGUGGGAAAUCCUUUAGGCACAGUUCAGCACUUGUUAGACAUCAGAAACUUCAUGCUGGAAAGUAAAAUUUGGAAUAUAACAAGUAUGGAAAGGUUUUUAUGAAAAUACCCUUUUCCCGCCCUAAAUUCUUGGGAGUUUAAGACUCAAUCUGCAGCUGGGAUGAACAUUUUGUAUUUUGAACAGGCAUUGUGUUCUAAAAGUAAAUAGACCUCAAAACUAGUUAGUCUUAAGUUUAAUGCCUUCUCUGACACUUAAUAGGUGUGACCUUAUUAUUUCCGAGCCUCAGUUUCCCCAUCCUCCCCCAAAAGAAUAAUAGGGAUAUUUCUUAGAUUUGUCUUGAGAAUAAAAUGAAUUGUAUAUGACAGUUAACUUCCACUAGUCAGCUGUUUUAAACGUUUAUAAAAAUAUCUAAAUCUGGCAUUAAAAACAAGCAAACAAGCAUUUGGUUUUUUUGGUUUUCAUAGU